Nerophis lumbriciformis (worm pipefish) is the source of this 2589-nucleotide messenger RNA. Lineage: Eukaryota; Metazoa; Chordata; Actinopteri; Syngnathiformes; Syngnathidae. The record is from RefSeq and is a predicted model, not a curated record.
AUGUAUGGGCGCUACACCCAGGAGCUGGGGGUGUACGCCAAAGAAGAGGCAGCUCGACUGAGAGAGAGUGGGCAGAGGCGUUCGGUCAGUGAGCGAAGUCGAAACUUGGACCUGCUGGAAUACGACAAAGGACGCUGUGCCAAGUGUCGCAUUUGCACUGUUCGCUGCCAGAAAUUCCUGAUCUCACGGGUUGGAGAGGACUGGAUUUUCCUUAUUCUUCUGGGGCUCCUCAUGGCAUUGGUCAGUUGGGUGGUGGAUUUCUGUAUUGCCAUUUGUCUUCAAGCACAGAAGUGGAUGUAUGGUGGCCUGGACAGUAAUGUUUUCUUGCAGUAUCUGGCCUGGGUCACAUACCCAGUAGUCCUCAUCACGUUCUCAGCAGGCUUCACGCAGAUUCUUGCUCCACAGGCUGUCGGCUCAGGUAUUCCAGAGAUGAAGACCAUCUUGCGAGGAGUGGUGCUGAAGGAAUACCUCACCUUCAAAACCUUCGUGGCCAAAGUCAUUGGCCUUACCUGUGCCUUAGGUAGUGGAAUGCCGCUGGGGAAAGAGGGUCCAUUUGUCCACAUUGCCAGUUUGUGUGCAGCUCUCCUCAGCAAAUUCAUGUCUCUAUUUGGAGGAAUUUAUGAGAACGAGUCAAGAAACAUUGAGAUGCUGGCAGGAGCCUGUGCAGUUGGAGUAGGUUGCUGUUUUGCAGCCCCAAUAGGAGGUGUCUUGUUCAGUAUUGAAGUAACAUCCACAUUUUUUGCGGUGAGGAACUAUUGGAGAGGUUUCUUUGCUGCUACCUUCAGUGCCUUCAUCUUCAGAGUGCUUGCUGUUUGGAACAGAGACGAAGAGACCAUCACAGCUCUUUUUAAGACUAGAUUCCGGCUAGAUUUCCCAUUUGACCUCCAGGAGCUACCUGCUUUUGCUGUCAUUGGUAUUGCAAGUGGUUUUGGUGGAGCUUUGUUCGUUUACCUCAACCGACUCAUUGUCCAGUUCAUCAGGAAUCAAAAGGCCAUCAACAGAUUUCUUAUGAAAAAACGUCUUCUGUAUCCAGCACUGGUAACUCUAUUAGUUUCCACGCUCACAUUCCCCCCUGGCUUUGGACAGUUCAUGGCUGGCAAGCUCACCCAGAAGGAAUCGCUGGUGACAUUGCUUGACAACCGCACAUGGGCCAAACAAGGCAUUGCAGAAGAGUUUGAUUACAUCGGACACUCCCAGGCCUGGCAACAUCCGCAGGUCAACGUCUUUGUCACACUGGUUAUCUUCAUAGUCAUGAAGUUCUGGAUGUCUGCCUUGGCCACAACUAUUCCAGUACCCUGUGGGGCCUUCAUGCCAGUAUUUGUUAUAGGUGCAGCAUUUGGUCGUCUGGUUGGCGAAAGCAUGGCUGCCUGGUUCCCAGAUGGAAUUAACACAGAUGGAACCAUCUAUCCAAUUGUACCAGGAGGAUAUGCGGUUGUUGGUGCAGCAGCAUUGUCUGGAGCGGUCACCCAUACAGUUUCCACUGCAGUGAUUGUGUUCGAGCUGACAGGGCAGAUCUCUCACAUCCUGCCUGUGAUGAUAGCAGUGAUCCUCGCCAACGCAGUGGCACAAUCUCUGCAGCCCUCCCUCUACGACUCCAUCAUCCGGAUCAAGAAGCUGCCCUAUCUCCCAGAGCUGGGAUGGGGACACCACGAGAAAUACAAUAUUCGUGUGGAGGACAUUAUGGUAAGGGACGUGCGCUACAUUACACUCAGUUGCUGCUACAGAGACCUGCAUAAUGUCCUGUUGACGGGUCACCUCAAAACUCUGGCGCUGGUGGAAUCAGCUGCAUCCAUGAUUCUCCUGGGCUCCAUUGAGCGCUCUCAGCUCCAAGCGUUGCUCUCACUGCAGUUAGGACGCUCUCGUCGCCUGGAGUUCAUCAGAGAGCGAGCAGCAGCAGAGAAGAAGCGCCUGUCUAUCGUCUCUAACUCGGACUGUGAGGAUAACCACCAGCGAGCAAGUCAGGAAGUCCGCUUUCAGAUAUCUACUGAAGAAUCAUCAUUCAGUCCCACUCGUCCAGUUCCUCAGAAGCCCUUGAAACCUGCUUUAAAAAGACCCUCAGUUGUGGAGCGUCCCACUGAUAUCCCAAUUGGUUCACAGGAUCAUUCAAACAACUCUAGUCUAAAGAACUUGUUUUGCGCAAGUACGGAUGCAGAACUCAUGGAGGAUGAUGACGAUGUGGAAGAUGAUAUGACUAUCAGAGAGAUUGCUGAAUGGGAAGAGAUGCAGCUUGACGAGCAGGUCAACUUUAACAACUGCAAGAUCGACCCGGCACCAUUCCAGCUUGUGGAGCGCACAUCACUACAUAAGACACACACCAUCUUUUCCCUGCUGGGCCUUGACCACGCCUAUGUCACGAGUAUCGGACGCCUCAUUGGAGUGGUUUCCCUUAAAGAGCUUCGAAAAGCCAUCGAGGGCUCUGUGACAGUGAAAGGCGUGAAGGUGCGCCCGCCGCUGGCCAGCUUUCGAGAGAGCGGCACCAGCAGCAGUGAGAAUGAGGCCACCGAGCUCCACAAGCUGUGGGAUCGCCAAAAGAGCACAUCGCUGCCCGGUGAAUGCACCCCGUCAGAGUCUGACGAAAAAUCCCAGUGA